ACAUGUAUUGUACGUGAUGAUGAGGAGGAUGGUAAUGGCAUUUGGCUUUGAAAGAUGCAAACUCUUUGGAUGAACCUUCUACCGUAGCUCAUCUUUGACAACAAUCGAAUGCCAAGGUCUUGGACUAUCUUCUUCUCUUCUCUACAUCGUUAAAUGGUGGAUUGCGGCCGCUUUCCAUCUCUGCGUCCCUCAUUUUAAUACUUUUGAUCUAGGUCGGUGUAUAUUAUCAUCAGUGAAGCAAGAUGGCGUUAAUGAAUAAAUGUUUUUGUUGUGGAUUAAGGAGUGGAUCCAUUAUGAGUGCAAUUUAUUGUAUGAUCUUUUCUGGAAUUUCGGUGGCACUUGCGGCGUACUACGUCUUCAAGCAUGGAACCCUUAGUUCUGGCGAAACAAGUGUCUUCGUCAUCAACGCCCUCGAAAUCAUUUUCUUCAUCACUAUCCUUAUCGUCUCAAUCCUCCUACUCUGCGCUAUUUUUCGGGAAGCACCUAAAUUCUUCAUCCCUUUCAUCAUAGUGAUGUUUAUCUUCGUCAUCAUACAAACCAUCAGUCUCAUCAUCAUCAUUGUUAAUCUGGCGAUGAAUGGUUUCGAUGGAAUGGACUUCUUUUUCAUCCUGUACAACAUCUUGUGUUUGGUCAUUAAUAUCCUGUGCGUAGUUUGUGUGACGUCAUACUAUCAGGUGUCACGUGACAGCGUCGAUGCCGCCGCUCCUGCCGCCAAUUACGCAUAGACCUCACCAUCAUAGACUCGGUCCUCUUCUUUAUUUUCAUUGAAAUGUCUUUUUGUUGAAGUCGAUGAAGCCAUGAGCAGUGAUAAAUUUUGAUCCCGGUGAAGUGAUCCCCGCACCUCCCCACUCAAAACUUAAAAUAAGAUUUUUCAAACAUCAGGUGACAUGAUGGUAUGAAACUAAAGUUGUUAAAGAUACUGUCAGGGACGUAGGCCUAUAUUAUAAUGUAGCGCCAAAGGGACAAUAUAACAUUCAUAAGGGUUUCUGUCGUAGUCGAGAGAAGAGAUUGGAAAUAGGGAGAGAGAGAGAGAGAGAGAGAGAGAGAGAGAGAGAGA
Strongylocentrotus purpuratus (purple sea urchin) is the source of this 1057-nucleotide messenger RNA. RefSeq lists its product as uncharacterized. Lineage: Eukaryota; Metazoa; Echinodermata; Echinoidea; Camarodonta; Strongylocentrotidae. Bases 243 to 725 code for a protein of 160 amino acids. The transcript is spliced from 6 exons. The record is from RefSeq and is a predicted model, not a curated record.